UCAGGAGUCUAAGGUGACCUCCAAUCCAUUUGCUCGGUUGGAGAAGAAGGAUCGAUCGAGGAAACAAGAGGCCUCGUCCUCGAAGAAGUCGGCUCUGGACGAGAUAAUGAUCGAGGAAGCUCGACGCAAGCGAAAGCGCAACGAUCACUGGCUCCACCCCGGGAUCGUGGUGAAAGUCAUCACUAAGAAUGCUGGGGAGCAAUACUACAAGCAGAAGGGUGUUGUGGAGGAAGUUGUCGAUAGGUACGGUGCUCUCGUGAGACUCAUCGAGAGCGGCGUGAAACUCAAGCUCGAUCAAGUUCAUUGCGAAACGGUCAUACCAUCUGCUGGACGCAAAGUAAAAAUUGUUAAUGGCCCCUACAACGGCCAGGAAGCGACGCUCCAGGAUAUUGAUGUAGACAGAUAUUGUGCCACCCUCAAGCUCAAGACGGGGGUCGUUGAGAAAGGAGUAGAACACGAAGACUUUUCGAAACUAAGCGCAUAG
Messenger RNA from Galendromus occidentalis (western predatory mite), 484 nucleotides. Its product is annotated as DNA/RNA-binding protein KIN17-like. The record is from RefSeq and is a predicted model, not a curated record. Gene Ontology annotation, biological process: DNA replication; DNA damage response. Gene Ontology annotation, cellular component: nucleus. NCBI's taxonomy places the organism in Eukaryota, Metazoa, Arthropoda, Arachnida, Mesostigmata, Phytoseiidae. The annotation marks the transcript as partial. The transcript is spliced from 2 exons. Gene Ontology annotation, molecular function: double-stranded DNA binding.